Molecule: messenger RNA, 745 nt
Organism: Micromonas commoda
Lineage: Eukaryota; Viridiplantae; Chlorophyta; Mamiellophyceae; Mamiellales; Mamiellaceae
Exons: 2
Coding region: 17-670 (217 amino acids)
Source: RefSeq, a predicted model, not a curated record
CCGCCCCGCUGCAACCAUGGAGAGGGUGCGGGGCGAGCUCAAAGUCAAGGCAACAAAGGCAACACCAGAGGAGCGCGAGCGGCUCGUGACGGACGCGCGCCCCUCCGACGGAGUGGAGCUGGAAGAAUGGUCGUCACCGCGCGGCGGGGCUGGGUCCAGCACCAACAGCCCGAUGGGGUCCCUCACCGACGACGGCCUCGGGGACACCCCGAGGGCAUCGGAGCGCGAACCGACGGACGCGCACGUGUCCAUCCGUGACGCGGACGCGGGUGACGAAGCACGGCGGGACGCGGCAUUGCCGCUGUCGGGGAUAAACGACGACGGGUACUUUGGCGACGCGAGCGGGCAGUGGCUCAACUUGGAGCCAAACGCGAGCAUCACGCUCCACGCGAGCGCGGAUGCGGACCCUUGGUUGGAGGUGAAGGAGUUCGCGCGUGUGUACGGCGCGCCGUUCGUGUCGGGUAUCCUGACGGUGGUGGUGGCCGUCUCUGCGCUGAUAUGGUGGAGUGAGAGCAGGUUGGCGGCGGGGGAGCGAGCGGCUGAAGCCGCCGCGGCGUCAGACUCCGGGCCGGGGCGAAGGCUCCUCGCGGGGGCGUUGGGGGAGGCGAUGUCGCGGGGGGCGGGACCGGGGCUGCGCGCGGCGCGCAAGCUCCUGGUAGUCGGGCGGUGAGCGACCCCAGACCGGGUUGAUAGUAGUAAUAUUAGCAGGCGUUGAAGGUUGAGUCGAAAGUGACUUCUCAUGACG